AUGAGAGAAGCGAUAAUUGUUAAUAGCGGCAACAAGAUCCCCGUCUUAGCUUUCGGUACAGCGGCUCCUCAUCUCGGUAAAGACUGUUCAAAAACGGUAUUGCUAGCAUUGCGGAAGGGAAUAAGGCACAUCGAUACUGCUCAAUUGUACUGUAACGAAGAAUAUGUCGGUAAAGCACUGAAAAUGUGGGGAGGUGACAGAGAAGAAGUCUAUAUAACCGCCAAGUGGGGAUGUCAAGGAGAUGCAUUAAAUGAUCCUCGGAAAGCUUUAGAGGAUAGCUUGAGAAAUUUGAAGCUCGAUUAUGUUGAUAUGUUCUUGAUGCAUAGUCCGAUUACGAUUAAGCCGUAUACUAUCGCCGAAGCAUGGCGAAUCAUGGAGGCCCUACAAGCAGAGGGGAAAUGCGUUGAUAUAGGAGUAUCAAACUUUGGACACCUCGAUAUUCUCGAAUUGAGCAAAAGUUGGAAAGUGGUACCCGCGGUCAAUCAGAUCGAGUUUUCACCUUAUAACGCACAUGACCCUCGAUGCAAAUCGGCCAUUGAAAUAUGUCAAGAAAAUGAUAUAGUCAUCUUUCGCUUUGGCUGUCUUCAACCUCUUUCCUUGCAUGAUCCGCCACUCCCUCUCAACCCCGUUAUACAGAGAAUCGCAGAGGAGAAUGCACUGACAGUAGGUCAAGUAUUACUUAAAUGGGCAAUGCACGAGAUGGAAGGUCCUGUCGUAACUACGACCGAUAAACCUCAUAGGAUAGACGAGUACAUCCAAGCGUUCCAAAAACCAGCUCUGAGUGAACAAGAUUUGAAAGAUACAAGAGAAGCGGGUAAGGGAAGGUAUUUCAGGAGGUAUCUAGAUCCAUUCCGACCGUGA
Kwoniella botswanensis is the source of this 861-nucleotide messenger RNA. RefSeq lists its product as uncharacterized. The record is from RefSeq and is a predicted model, not a curated record. The transcript is spliced from 7 exons. Bases 1 to 861 code for a protein of 286 amino acids. Lineage: Eukaryota; Fungi; Basidiomycota; Tremellomycetes; Tremellales; Cryptococcaceae. Gene Ontology annotation, cellular component: cytosol. Gene Ontology annotation, molecular function: aldose reductase (NADPH) activity; oxidoreductase activity, acting on NAD(P)H as acceptor.